Osmia bicornis bicornis is the source of this 2526-nucleotide messenger RNA. RefSeq names its product cytochrome P450 6a2-like. The coding region runs from base 733 to 2238 and encodes 501 amino acids. The transcript is spliced from 6 exons. Gene Ontology annotation, molecular function: monooxygenase activity; heme binding; oxidoreductase activity, acting on paired donors, with incorporation or reduction of molecular oxygen. NCBI's taxonomy places the organism in Eukaryota, Metazoa, Arthropoda, Insecta, Hymenoptera, Megachilidae. The record is from RefSeq and is a predicted model, not a curated record.
AUUCCUCAAUGUGAAAUUAACAGUGUGCUGAAGUAAGAUCUAUAUAAUUGUAUUAUCAGAUAACAAAAUGAGAUCAGAUUGCGACAUUUCGAACUAACAAUCAAACAGUAUAAGUAGAUUCUGCAAAUAAUGAAAUGAAAUGAUAAAUAAAGCAAGGGCUGCACAAGAAAUGAGUACGCGAGUACAUAUAUACAUACAUCAGAGGUGGAUAUGAAAAACGGAGUGUGAUACUUAUUUUGCAACAAAUUCAAAUAAAAUCAAAAGGGGUGAGCGACUACAGUUCAGUUGUAGAAAGGGAAAUUUCAAUUGCGACGUCAUCAGUGAGUACAGCUUACAAAGUAUACAUAUAAGACCAAGGAGCUGAUAGAAUACUCUUAGUUUUGUUGAAACCGUGUUCUACAGCGCGCCUUCUUCAAUCAGUACAGAUUACUCUCUUUAGAUAGCAUAGAAUUAAUAAUAAGUAUCAUUAAACAUAUUAAAUAUCUAUUGACAAUUUCUAAAAAAAUCCGUGGAUUUAUAAAAUAGCUUCUAUUUUUUUAAUUGAAUUUAAUAAGUGGUGAAAAUAUAUGGAAUAUGUAAUGGAAAAUCAGUGUAAUAUACAAUUGAGUAACAUAUUGGGAAAUGGAUUAAAAAUCUACAAACUUACUGCGAAUUACAAGUUUUGAAAUAUUUAGAUCAUGAACUCUUGUCAUAAAUCUUCAGAAACAGCAAAAUCAAGUGGAUAAAAUCAAAAUGGGGAACUACUUUGAAAUUCUACUCUCUAUCGCAGUGAUACUUAUUGCAUUCUACUAUUAUGCUAUAUCAAACUUUGAUUUUUGGAAGAAACGUGGCGUAGUUGGACCAACGCCGACACCAUUCUUUGGAAACACUAUGGAUUUAAUAUUUACUAACAUAUCAUUACGUCAUUAUAUAAAAACAGCGUACGAUCAAUAUAAAAAUGAACCAAUGAUCGGGUUAUAUUUAAUGAAGAAACCAAGUCUUAUAUUGAAUGAUCCAGAGCUUAUCAAACACGUUCUUAUUAGAGAUUUUUCAAAAUUUGCAGAUCGAGGAGCUCUUGUUUAUGAGAAGACAGAGCCACUCUCACCACAUCUCUUCAACUUAGAAGCAGAAAGAUGGCGACCAUUGAGAGCGAGGCUCUCCCCCAUAUUUACACCUGGGAAAAUGAAGGAAAUGUUCUAUCUCAUAAUCGAAUGUUCGCAACAUUUGGAAAAAUAUUUGGCGAAAGAGGUUGAAAAAGGAGAGCCACUAGAAUGUCGAGAAUUAACAACAAGAUUCACGAUUGACGUGAUUGGUAGUUGUGCUUUUGGAAUUGAAAUGAAUGCACUAGCAGACGGGAGAAGCGAAUUCCAUCAAAAGGGUAGAAACGUCUUCGAUGCAACUUUCGAAAACGUCUUUCGAUUCAAAAUGAAACAAUUCUUCCCUGAGCUGUACGAUUUGCUUGGUUAUAUAAUACCCGAAAGAAGACUCGCCUCAUUCUUCACCAAAGCUGUUACGGACACCAUAAAAUACAGGCAAGAGAAUGAUAUCGUUAGACCAGAUUUCAUCAACAUGCUUAUGGAACUUAAGGCCCAUCCAGAGAAACUGAACAAUAUCGAAUUGACGGACUCUUUACUGACUGCACAAGCUUUUGUGUUCUUCUCGGCGGGUUUCGAAACCUCAUCGACGACGAUUAGCAAUACUCUUUAUGAAUUAGCCGUAAAUCAAGAGAUACAAAAUAAACUACGAGAAGAAAUAAUGGAGUACUGCUCUAAAGACAAAGAAGAGUUGGAAUACGAGACUGUAAAAGAAAUGGAAUAUUUAGAUAAAGUAUUCAAAGAAACGUUAAGAAUGUACCCAGCUGUAUCAUUACUAAUUCGAAAUGCAAUAUCAAACUACACUUUUGAUGGCACUAAGGUUUCAAUACCAAAGGGUACAAAAAUCUGGAUCCCAGUGUUUGCCUUGCAUCGAAAUUCUGAUAUUUAUCCAAAUCCUGAUUCUUUCGAUCCGGAAAGGUUCAAUGAAGACGCUGUCGCAGCUCGAAACUCUAUGCACUAUUUACCAUUCGGCGAUGGACCAAGAAAUUGCGUUGGUGCACGUUUUGCAAUUUAUCAAACCAAAGUUGGCCUUAUCGCAAUUCUACGGAAUUUCAAAGUGGACGUUUGCGAAAAGACAAGGAUUCCUUACGAAUUUGAUCCAGCUGCGUUUUUAUUAGCACCAAAAGAAGGAAUAUACUUGAAAUUUACAAAAAUACAAAGUUAAUGUAACUUAUUCGACAUAUAAUAAAUUGAAAAUAUUUCUUGUAAGUCAUUACACAUUAUGGAUGUAAAACACAAUACAGAAUGAAUGUAUAUUUGUUGCUUAGUAUUAAGAUAUUGUGGGAUGUUAAGACGGGAAGGUUGGCAACGCGAUGUGUAAAAAACAGAUGGAAGUGCGUGGAGUGUGUGAAGAGGUCAGUCCUUUUUUGUAAAAGCGAGAAAAUCCUAUAUUACUAUUAUAAUUCUAUGAUAUAUUAAUUUUAAAAGUACAAUAAUAAAUGUUUAAUAACGA